Otolemur garnettii (small-eared galago) is the source of this 942-nucleotide messenger RNA. RefSeq names its product leucine rich repeat containing 52 (gene LRRC52). Gene Ontology annotation, cellular component: voltage-gated potassium channel complex. The record is from RefSeq and is a predicted model, not a curated record. Bases 1 to 942 code for a protein of 313 amino acids. NCBI's taxonomy places the organism in Eukaryota, Metazoa, Chordata, Mammalia, Primates, Galagidae. The transcript is spliced from 2 exons. Gene Ontology annotation, molecular function: potassium channel activator activity; voltage-gated potassium channel activity; transmembrane transporter binding.
AUGUCCCUUGCGUCAGGCCCUGGCCCCGGGUGGUUACUUUUUUCCUUUGGAAUGGGGCUGGUAUCAGGGUCAUGUCCAAAUAAUUGUCUGUGUCAAGCCCAAGAAGUGACCUGCACAGGGAAGCAGUUGACCGAAUUCCCCACUGACAUCCCCCUGGACACCCGGAGGCUCUUCCUGAACGAUAACAGAAUCACUAGUUUGCCAGCAAUGCACCUAGGACUCCUCAGUGACCUUGUUUACUUGGACUGUCAGAACAACCAGAUCCAAGAGGUGAUGGAUUAUACCUUCGUCGGGGUCUUCAGACUCAUCUACCUUGACCUCAGCUCCAACAACCUCACCUACAUCUCCCCAUUAAGUUUCUCGGUGCUCACCAACCUGGUGCAGCUGAACAUGGCCAACAACCCUCAACUGGCAUAUCUUCACAAGUACACCUUUGCCAACACCACCUCUCUGAGACACCUGGACCUCAGGAACAACGGCUUGGAGACCUUGGACCACAAUGCCUUCAGGCAUCUCCUAGCACUGGAGAAACUGUAUCUGAGCGGGAACCCCUGGAAUUGCAACUGCUCUUUCCUGGACUUCGCCAUCUACUUGCUAGUGUCCUACUUGGACCCCUCAGAUGAGCUAAAUGCCACAUGCGUGGAUCCCCUACAGCUGAAGGGGUGGCCCAUCACGCGGGUGGGGAACCCCCUGCGGUACAUGUGCAUCUCGCACCUGAACAUGAAAGACUACAUCUUCCUGCUGCUCAUCGGCUUCUGCAUCUUCGCUGCAGGCACGGUGGCCGCCUGGAUCACCGGCAUGUGCGCUGUGCUCUACCAGAACGCCCGCCGCAGGUCCAGCCAAGAUGAUGGGGACGACGAGGCUGGGCAGAGGGUGGCCAUCAACAAGGGGAUUUUUCAAACCAAGGUUAACUCAAACCCGCAGUUCCCUCAGCUUAUUUAG